ACCGUCUUGGCCUGCAUGAGGCAUGGCUCUGGGGUCCGUACUAACUGAUUGGGUUCCAGCCAGAACGGCGAAGCAAUGCGUAGUGCCAGUCCAUCUGUCAAGUUCGCGACCACAUAAGGAAAACACAGGCGACUAUAUGGUCUUUCCACUGUAGACGACGACGACGACGGCGCCAAUGACGAUGAUGACGACGACGACACAGAAGAAGCAAAGCUGUCUUGGUGCAGAGACAUUCCCCUACUAGGAGUUUUGGCCAAGACAGCAUUCUGGUGAACUAGUGGACGGCGCGUGCUCACAUCAAGGAGCAGGCAUAUUUAGGAAACCAUUGCUCCAGUCGAAUGGGCUCUGGUGGCAGGGCGGUCCUCCGCUGCUGUCAUUCCCUCUAGGAUGGCCGACAGCAGCGACGCCACCAUGACAAGCAGUCAGGAAGAAGAGAAUACGACUGACGUCUCCGAGAAUUCGCGCAAGAGGAAGCGGCUGAGCGCUGUCCUGGACAAGCUGGCCACCCAGGUCGAGAAACGUGGAAAUUCUGACGACGAUCGCAGCCUUCCCCUUGCCUCGGACAACGCCUCCCAUGAAGACGAUCAAGAUGAUGACGACGAAGACGACGAUGACACCUUAAGCAGCCACAGUUCCAUAAGCACAGCGGGAAAACCGUCGUCACCCGAAGACAGUUCAGAGCAUAGGCGAGGCUCCCGCUCAAAGGAAGGAACAGACUCCGCGUUCAACGUACAAAUUCAGCGCGGUCUCGACGACACGAACGUUAGGGUUUCUUCCAGCCACACUGUUCUUCCAUCUCCUCUUCCGCAUGCAAGUGGUCGAAGCAAGGCGCAAACUCCUCCAACAAAAAGACCUGCGUUCCACGAAGACCGCGUGUCGUCCUCAGCUGACAGCAAAAGUGACAUUGGCGACGAUGAAGAGUGCUCGCCUGCUAAGUGUCGUCGAAAUGGGUUAUUCACUCCUCCUACGUCAGACUCUGCCUCGGCUAGCACAGGAAUAGGGAGUGGAGAACGGGAAUCCCACCGCGGCAUUCCGAGCCCCGAGGAACACGACAACGACGAUGAAAACGCAUCUUUUCUUAAUGGCAGUGACGACCUGUUCGUGGCCGACCCAGCACCAAAGGUGGCAUCUCCACUUCCUUUCUUAGAGUCGCAAAGUGCACGUCCUCUUACCAAACUGACGUCGAAGCACCAGUCGCACGCAGUCCCGCCUCCAACAUUCCCCAUUUGCAACUGCCGUCACUGUAGGCUGCUAGCGGGUCAAGCAGCCUCGGGACGAUUCGCAGGGCAUCCCCCACCUCUCAUCAUUCCUUGGGACGACAUUCACCACGAGCGGAGCUUUCUGGACGGCCUAAAGCUGCUGCCUUCUUCCCCGGUUUCACCGCUCACCCCCGUGUCUCCUGUGCCCGGAGCGUUGGACCACGUUCUGCAAAUGCACCUGCUACCUGACAUGAUCAGGAGAAGAAGCAACUCCGACUCCGACAUGCAUCAGUGGGAGGCAGCAACACCAGUGCCUGUGCGUCGUGGUGCUCAAGUAAACUGCCCGGAAGCUAACUUUAGGACAAACAGUGGCCGCCGGGGCAACCCGCCAAAACUAUUGAGAAUUUCCCAAGUGCUCAGCAAAUCCGGUAGCCUCGAGUCAGAUCCGUCCACUCCUCAGGACUCUCCUCUUGAUCUCUCUGUAAAGUACGAUUCCAGUAGCCCCCGGUUGCACAGUAUGUCUCCCUUUGGCAUGGACGUCGUCUCGUCUCACGACAUGUUCCCCAGGAUACCGCUCCUACCCUACGACAACACGGUUCUCGGUUUGCCUGGCGAAAGGAGUAAGGGCAGGACAAUACCUUCGGACAAGCGAGAAUCAUUCCGAAAAACACCAACGUCAACAACCGAUCCCCACCGUCCCGAGAAAACACCACGGAAGAGCCGAUCUUCCUCCGGGUCUUCUGAACAAAACGCCAAGAACAACAAAAACCACCGUGGAUACGUGUGCCCUGUUUGUGGUCAGAUGUUUUCGCAGUACGACCGUCUGGCUAAACACAUGGCGUCGUCACGGCACAAGACCAAGUUGCCUGUGAACGGGCAGCCUCCUAGCGGAGCCAACAGCUUACCAGCGAGCGCGGACGCUUCGUCCACCACGAAAGCCUACGUGUGUGAGGUCUGCAAGCGAUCCUUCGCACGAAGUGAUAUGUUAACGCGGCACACGCGUUUACACACGGGUAUCAAGCCUUACACUUGCAAGGUGUGCGGACAAGUGUUCAGUCGAAGUGACCAUUUGAGUACACACCAAAGGACUCACACGGGUGAAAAGCCGUACAAAUGUCCAUUGUGUCCGUACGCUGCCUGUCGGCGGGACAUGAUCACGAGGCACAUGCGAACGCACUCUCGUUACGACUUACCCGACAGCAGCUCCAGCCUGGAGGAAGACUCGCCAAAAAGUGUGGAGAACUCUCAGGGUCGGGACACACCAAAAUUGAGUGCCUUACAGAACUCGGACUCAACCACGGGUAGUCCACCUAAAGUGAAGCUGGAAGUGGACGCCGUCACAACGCGCUGAAGGCUAUUUCGUCCAAAGAACUCAAGACGCCGUCCCCUUCUGUACAGCCCCACUGGUCAAAGGACAAGUCUAAAGAGCAAGCCAUGAAGCGGCCAUCAUUGUUGAUAUCAUCUGCGCCGUCGCUGGCAAGUCAUUCAGUCGUCAUGCAAACGGACGCAACAGCCGCUCACAAGCGCGUGUGCGCUUCCAAACCAAUGGUGUGAUAUUUCUGUACAUAUAGGAGUUAAGCAUAGGUUGCGUUUUAUAUUUGCUCAUACCCGUCAUAAGUCAUGCGUAGGACGCGUCUUUUCGAAGGCAUUUAUUGCACCUUUCACACAUUGCCUUUUCUUUAUGUUGAUUGCUCCCUUAUUGUUCCCACCUCGUCCAUGUUUACACGCGGCUUCAAAACUCAGGCACUCCCAAUCAGUGGCCAAAGUGGCAGGAUACUCAAAAGUCCCGGUUGCGGAGCCCCGUGCGCCUUGUGGAUUGUUCACAUCUAUGUUUGUUUUCCCUGUUGUGAGAAUGGCACUUUUUUCUUUCUUCCUUUGCACCUGUGGCGCAGACGGCACGUUGUUAAUACGUACCACGAUCUCUUAGUCGGACAAGGGUAUUUCUUUAUGGUUGCGCAGUUGAAUGGGUUUGCAUUGUUUGAAUUUAGCGUGUAGACUCUGGAACAUGCGGCCUUGUUUUUGUGUACAAAGGCAUCCGCGCAGUGCUACCGAAACGGCCUUUGAUUCUUGCAUUUGUAAUGUAGGUGUUUAGAUUUUUGUUCAGUGCAAACUUGCUUUCUUCACGUAGUCUACCACCGUGUAAACGCAAUGAUAUAACAUCCUCCGUUGUGCGUGCCUUUCCAUAGAACGUCGCUGGCCAUGAACGCGCUAUGGCUAAAAGAAGACUAGUGCCAUUGCCCAUGCCGCGGCAAAGCUGGAUGCCUCAAUUGUAAGGAUAUGACAGACCGUAGUAGGAAACAUAGAAAUAGGUACUGCUCUUCCCGCUUCACCAUUCGCGUGAAAUGCUCAUCUAACGUAGUGGCUUUGCGGGUCUUUGUACAAAAAUUGCGGGAUUCUGAAGUACAAAGACACCUCAGAGGCAGGUGUAAAAUUGUUAUUGUGCGAUUUCUUUUUGUUCUUCUUCCCUGUGAUGCAGUUGCGAAGAGUUUGUGCUCACAUUGUACAGCACAAGAGUUUGUUCUUGUUGGAUUUUCGGUCUUUCUGUGUUUCGUUGUCGUAUUCUAGUGCCAAAUAGUUAUCGUUUCAUGUUCAACUACUGUCGUGUACUGUUGCGCAGUUCCUCUGUACAAUAGUGUCGUGAGUUCAGGGACCGUUUGUGUGGGAUUGAUUCAUGGUGUGCCUGAGGUCGAAUCGGUAAUGCCGUUCAAAGACGUCCAUUUUUCACAGAGCACCACCUGACCAGCCUACGCGAUCAGCCUAGUUAUCAGCACCAGUAACAUGGCCAGAGUAUAUAGGUUCGCAAGAUACGAAAAGAAAAGAAGAAAAAAAUAUUCGUCGUGCCUGCAUAAGCUCUUUAGGUGUCGCUCUCACACUACCGACGGCGUCAAUUGCUCAAACUGUUACGUAGAGCUCACAUCAGCCCCUGACAGCUCUAUCAUUCGUACCCCUCGCCCUUUCCAAACUGUUACUCCUUCCCGCGGAAGCGAAAUGCAAAAACAACGGUUUGCCUAGCUCUUGCAUUUGCUCAAGUUGAGUUUGUUGUCCGCGACAGUUUUCCCAUCUGUCGCUCUCUGGAUGAAUGUGUCCACUAUAGGCAUUAAUUACUGACUGUAGAAAAGAACCCCUUGUGAUCAUCUACCGCAACAUUCCGAAGUUGUUGUUUUAUAUCGCAGUACUUUAAAGGUAUAUAUAUUUAUAAGAACGAAAGUGCUUAUUUAUGUGUAUAUUUUAAACAUGUCGCGUCGCCUCCUGACCUGCAGGUGUGGCCCCCACUCCCACUAGAGCAGAGGAUCAUAUUAUUGUACUACACUUCCAUCUUCUGCUCACACCUUUUUCUAUCAUAGUUCAAUAUAGUACAAUGUUGGAUUCUAAACGGCCUUCGUAUGUGUAAAGAAAGCCCAAUCCCGGUGAUUUCAGGCGCCAUGUUGACUCAUGCACCAACUUUUCCCCACCUACAGGAGGCACGUUCGUUCACAUACCUUGUACGUGUGUCAGCUUUUGCUUUGUUUCGAGUGUUAUAAAAGAGGACCUCUGA
Molecule: messenger RNA, 4734 nt
Organism: Ornithodoros turicata
Lineage: Eukaryota; Metazoa; Arthropoda; Arachnida; Ixodida; Argasidae
Gene: klu
Exons: 3
Coding region: 388-2550 (720 amino acids)
Source: RefSeq, a predicted model, not a curated record